CCUCACCUAACUCGCGCUAGCUGCGAACAGAUGAUACAGCAUCGCGCGGUAUGAGCUCAGAAAUGGAACAAAAGAAAUCAUCCUAAAACGGGGAAUGGUGGGAGCACGGAUGUGGAAAGUAUAGAAGUUAUUUUGAACCCAUUAGCAAAGGCAAAUCAUUAUUUCGGCCCUGAUUUAAAGGGUAGUCUUUUGGCAAAUUUGCUGUAAGCGCGUUGCUCCCCACCAAAGCCAGCUACAGGGGAGGGACUGCCGAUUUCUCGACUUUGCAGCUCUGAAUGAAGGGGAGGGGGUCCGUAGACCGAAAUUGAUGGUAGUGGGCUACUGAGGAAGACUACUCCUCUUGAUAUUAAAGGCAAAAUACACAUUUCAGUCGAACACAGCAGAGUUGGUGAAACGGGACGGUGGUGAAACAUGGAGAUGUCUGAGGGGCUGUCACAGCAGGAGAGACUCCAGGCUAUAGCGGAGAAGAGGAAGAGGCAGACAGAGAUUGAGAAUAAGAAGAGGCAGCUGGAAGAUGACAGGAGACAGCUCUCUCACCUCAAGCAAAAGUCCCUGAGGGAAAGAUGGCUGCUGGAUGGAGCUGCUGGCUCGGAGCAGGACGAGGCCAAGAAACAGCUUGCGGAGGACGAGGCCAAGCUCAAGGGUAUGGAGGAGAACAUCAUUAGAAUGGAGCAGGAACUGGAGGUGCUGGAGACGGGCGUGUCGGCGACCUCUACCAAAGAGAGCCUGACAGACGCAGCAACGAAGGAGGAAGCCAAGACAGCAGACAACAAAGCUCCGGCAGGCACUGUGCACGAGGUCAAGGGAGUUACAGAGGUCAAGGAAGUAGUCAAAGUGCACACCAGCCCUCAUCUGGAAAUGUCUGGAGGUGCCUCAGAUAGGAUGAGAGCAGAGGUCAAGGAAGUGCUCAAAGUGCCCAACAGCCCUCGUCUGGACAUGUCCGGAGGUGCCUCAGAUAUGACGAGAGCAGCAAUGUACUCAGUAGAGAUCACCGUUGAGAGGGAUAAUGUCACAGGCGAGACUAAGGUGUUGUCCACCAACACCCUACUGCCCAUUAACCUCACUGGGCAAGGGGUCAAGGUGUAUGAGGAUUACCAGAAAGUGGUACACGAGGUGAACGGGGAGAACGGGGUCCACCAGCUCAGCGCCAAUGAGGUGGACGAGCUCAUCCACAAAGCCGACGAGUCCAUGAUGAGCGACGCCACCACCGCUGGUGCCACCUCCACUGCCCCCGUCGUCCCCACCGAUGCUGAGUUAGCCAUGGAGCAGCAGACGACACCACAGAAGGAGAUCACUGGCAUGGAGGCCAAGGCGGGCGGCGCCAGUCCCCAGCCAGGUGGAGGCGAGGUGGAGGCCAGUGCCGAGAACCCCGUCACCAUGGUGUUCAUGGGCUACCAAAGCGUGGAGGAUGAGGCGGAAACCAACAAGGUGCUGGGCCUGGAGGGCACCGUCAAGGCCCAGCUGGUGGUCAUCGAGGACGGCGAGGGCAAGAAUGUGACGGUGGGGCCCAACCCCGCCACUGUGACCGUCACCGAGGGAGGCACCAAGGAAGAGCAGUCGCCCCCGCCCAACGGCAGUGCCGCCGAUCCCGUUAAGACCCCCCAGGAGAAGGCCCCCGUGGGGGAGAAGGGGGGCGAGCCAGAGGGGGGCGCCACUGAGCUCAACAAUAAGGAAAAGCAGCCCUGCAAGUGCUGCACCAUCAUGUGAGCCACCGUUGUGUGGCCGCAUUCCCCCCGGGACUUGACUUUUCAAGGAGAAAAUGACAAACCAACAACAACCAUAGCGUGAAAAAAAAACAACAAAAACUCAUCCCUUUCCCGUUAGCCCCCCUCCCGACAAAAAAAGGCAUAAAUGUUCUGUAUCUUUUGAUAGCCGGCUGUUUCCCAACUUCAUUCAUUCAUUCAUUCUUGUUUUAUAUAUUUCAUUUCAUUUUUCUCCUUUCAUUCUUUUAACUUUUGUAUGAUUUUGGGUUGUGAUUGAAACGGAUGGUGCCAAAGGCGAGCCAUCCCUGCGUUUUCACACUUUGAGGUUUCUGAGGGAGAGAGGAGAUAGAAAAGGAAAGAUAGAGGGAGAGAAAGACAGAGGAACUGGUUCGUUAACACACCCAGCAUUGUCCAACAAGCUUUUUUUUUUAAUGACAUCUCUAAUAAACCGUCAUGAGUUUUGUAAUCUUAACUUUCUGUAUGAAGGACAGAUAUAUGUCUCUAUAUAUCUAAAUAUAUAAAUUCUUUAUUUUAAAGAUAUAUUUAUUUGACUUUUUUUUAUUUUUUGAAAAAGCCCUGACAGAAGCAUGUUAUACAUUGUGCUUUCUGUCCUCUGCUAGUGCAUAUUAGAUAAAAACAUGGGGAAAUAUUUAUGACUGAUAAAGCUGUUAGAGAAUUCUCUUGGAUUUUGUUUUCCAGAAAGAAAGAAAAAAGAAAAGGGACUGUGGAAUUUCUGAGACAGACACCAACCACACUGCUAUUUGGAAGUGACAUGCAAUGAGACGUGAUAUUGAUGACAUCAUUGUACUGUGUGCGUGUGUGUGUGUAUGGAUAUCCGUGCGUGGGUGUAUGAGCAUGCAUGGAUGUGUGUUUGAAUGUGUGUGUGUUGGAUUACAAUGGCCUCAUUGGUCCUUAUGUCAUCCUACAUUACACUACCCACAAUCCCCAUCACCUCUUUUCUUUCUGGAAGAAAAAACUAUACUCGCUUAUUUUUUUUGGUCAUUUUCCUGCGCCCAAAUCAACUACACUAGUUCGACAACACUAGUAAUGAAAUGAAUAACAUGUGUGAAGGUCUUUCAUACCGAAGCUUGAGACUGAUGAAAUGAAUGUCCCUGUGUAAGCCUUGACGUUUGUGUGGUUCACCCCCACUUAACUACAUUACCAAGAAUACAACUACCCCUUUAAAAUAAAUAAUGCCUUUGUGAUAACAGUAUUAACUAUUUUUCCUUUAACUCAAUGACAUAAUCCAAGCUCUGGCUCCUGAUGUGAUGACCUACCAACAACUGUGUUUUGAUAUGAUGGUCGGCCUGGACAGGCCCUUCCAACGUCCCAAAGAUUUUCAGUUGGAUAUCAACUACUGUGGAAUUGGUGCAUAGAGCAUAGUCUGUUGUUUUCAACCUUGGCACAGCAGCGCAUAUACUAAACUGUGUUGCAAAUACUGUAAGAAGUUGCUCCAUUCAGACUUUUAGGAGGAGUGCCAUUUGGAGGGGGUUGGGGGUCAUAUUGUAUGUCGCCCUCAGAGUUGGUGUGGGAGGAGCUUCACUUUAAGAGUAUUUGGUUUCCUGUUUGAACUCUACUGUUAGGCCCUAGUUUUGUCAUUUAAGGGAAACAAAACCAAACAAAAGUUGAAAUAGGCCUACUUUUCAUUCAGUGUAUCUAUCUAUCAACAUGCUAGGCCUGAGGCAAAAAACAUGGAAUUUCAAAAUUUUUACAGUCCUAAAAGUUGACAGAAUCCUUUUCCACAGGGAGUGGCAAAUUUCGCUCCAAAUUCAAUGUUGCAAUAAUAUUUUUUAUUUUCCUCACAGAUAUUUUUUUUUGCGGUGUAGCUCAAAUUGAACAGCUGUGUUUUACUUUUGUGUGCAUUUUUGCUGCAUUAUGGGUGCCUGUAGCUAUAGAAUAUUUUACUUCUUACUUAUUUUUGCCAUCUUGGAGCCAAAUUUCCAGCUGAGCUGAGAGUCAUGUUAUUAUUGUCCAGUGUAUUUUUCCAGUGGUGAGUUGAGUCGCUUGAGUUGAAUUGGUCAAGCUCGGAGCCAGAUCUUUUCAACCGACGCACUGACACGUGGACCAUGUAAACGUGGUCCAUGUACUAUUCGCAUGCGGAAUAAAACACCUUGGGUGAUGUUUGCCUAAUCCUCGUUUAAUAUUGUUCCAUUGAUAUUUAUAGAGCUCUAUAGGUUAUUUUGACGGUGUACGUCAUUGGGCUCCCGAGUGGGGCAGCGGUCCAAGGCACUACAUCUCUGAGCAAGAGGGCAUCACUACAGUCCCUGGUUCGAAUCUGGGCUGUAUCACAUCCGGCUGUGAUUGGGAGUCAAAUAGGACGGCGCACAAUUGGCCCAGCGUCCCCGGGAUAGGCCUUCAUUGUAAAUGAGAAUUUUGUUCUUAACUGACUUGCCUAGUUAAAAGAAAGGUUAAAUAAAUAAACGUCUUUGUGAGGGUUCAAAUCAAGAACAGGAUGGACAUUGAUAAAUAAAAUAAACAUCUGAUAACAAGGUCUGAUAAGCCUUAUCAGAAUAAUGCUGGUGAAUCCAGUACAUUGUAGAAAAAAAACUAAUGGAACAUCUAUUCAUUUCAUCGUGUAAAAUAUAUCAUGAAACAAAUGUAUUUUGCCAAUCCCCUUCAAUCCCACCUCCUCCUGUGCGUUCAAAUGGGCAGGGCAAUCAUUGAUAUGCCGACACCUUCUCCAAUAUGCCGCUCGGCAUCCAGCGAGGAGGAAGGAGCAGAAAAAGCUGACUCAGUGUACAGUCAGUGUACAGUCAAUGUACAGUCAGUGUACGGUCAGUGUGACAUGGCCUGACUCUCUAGACUGCUCUUUGUCUCUGUGAGUGGGCGCUGGUCACGACGAGGGCCACAGACAUGUGCGUUACUCUAUAGGACUGUCAGCACGGGGUUGUUGGUCUAGAAGUUGUCCCGACAAAAACACUGCCUUCGAUCCGUUCAGACAUCACUGAAGACCAGUCCUCGUCAAGUCACAUUCCCACACUGCUGGAUCCAAACCUAUGCAAGGACUCCCAUGCUAACGAAUCACCAUCUAGGUAUAUAGGGACUGGAUAAGAGGCUUAAGAGGCUUUAAGGUCAUCAGUAUAUUACACCAAACAAUGAUCUAAAGGGCCAAGCAUUGAACCAUGGUCCAUCCCUUCCUUUGUAUGUGUUUAUAUAUGAUUAUGCCUUUUUAUUUCUGAAAUACUUUCUAGCUAACAGCUCACUACAUAUACAGUACAUGUGGCUCAGUGGCUGUUGGUUGGCAUAGGUUAGGUUGGUCCAUAUCAAUAUUAAAGGUGGGGUAAAGGAUUUCAUAUGUUGGCACUGCCAACUUGGUUGCACAUGACAUGCUGGGAUGGCUACAUGUGGGUGGUGUGUUUCUGUGGUGCUAAAUCAUUGAUACUGUCAUAUCUGACUGCAGAAGAUGAGAUAUUAUGUUAGAUAUUAUUUUCUGCAACUUGUGUUUGAAGAAAAUCACAGAUAUUUCUAUUUUGCAAUAGGAAACAGUAGCAAGAGUCAUUUUGCUAUAGACACCUCAACAAGGAAGUGAUUCAUUGGUACCAUUGCCAAGAUUAUUUGAAGCAGAAACUGUGUUGUUUUAGAUGUUUUUUAUUUUAUUUUAAGAAAACAUUUGCAACAUUCAUCUCAAAAUGGAAAAACAUGAACCGUACAAAUGCACUUAGGUUGAUCGAACUGAAACGAAUGGCGUUCCUGGUCUAACUAUUCGCCCGUACUAUUAGAGUCAGAGAGAACAUUGGUGACUUUAGCGAAAUCAAAUUUGUCCAUCCACUUCACAGUGAAAUAUGGUGGCAUUUAAGUUGAAGAUGCAUGAUACCUUCCUAAUAUGACGAUAGAGGAAAGAAUUACUCGCCACUUUCCGAAACAAGAUGACAAUGUUAAUCGUGUUUGCUCUAUUGGUGCAGCACAUUUUGCCCCAUCAACUUUGAGCUUCAAGGUAAACAAAUGUCAAUGUCGUUCUUAUGAAGGGUAAUGAAUGCCAAUGCCAUUCUUAUCAGGGGUAACGCAUGGACACCUCCACUCGAAGUGCCCUCACUGAGCAGUAGCGGGAGUCAAAUGCAGGGUCAAAUAUUUUUCUAUCCCUAAUGUCUAAGGUUAGGAUAGGAGUAUAGGGUAAUCCGAUCCUAGAUCUGUGGUGAAGGGUAACUUUUACCUCGAGCUCCUGUUGAAUACCCAAUACCCUUCCUUCUUUGGCCCCUUCCUCUUGGUGAGCUUGGUGCAGCGGCAGUGAGGCUUGUCGCCCCUGGCAACCCCAGCUCCUCCCACUCUGCACUGCCUGCACUGUGGUGCAUUGCUUGCUGUUUGGGGUUUCAGGCUGGGUUUCUGUAUAGCACUUUGUGACAUCGGCUGAUGCAAAAAGGGCUUUAUAAAUACAUUUGAUUGAUUGAUGACUCUGCAGCAGCACCCCCUGUUGGUUCUUAUCAAUAUUUACAUUCCAGUUCUGGCUUUCUCUCUCUCUACACACCCCCAAUGCCUUGUAGUCUGGCCCCCGGCCAGGCAUAUUUUUUGUAAAUGCAUAUAUAAAUAUCUACAUAUAAAUGUCUUUGUGCAAAACAAAAUGUCUGUCGCUCUCUCAUCCUCUAGUGUAGACUCAUAGAUCCCUGUCCCUUCCCCAGUGACUCUGCGCUCAUGGCAGUCAGUCAGUGGAGGGCCCAGGUAAUAGAGUGAGUGCCCACAAACUGCUGCUUUCGUAUUGCUUUGUUAGUUGUGAAGGUCUGCUUUCUUACAAAUUGGAAAGUGCUGUAGAGGAAAGUGUUUGAAAAGACUAAUAAAAAUGUGAUGUGCUUCAAAGGUC
Messenger RNA from Oncorhynchus keta (chum salmon), 6495 nucleotides. RefSeq names its product paralemmin 1a (gene palm1a). The transcript is spliced from 10 exons. The record is from RefSeq and is a predicted model, not a curated record. Lineage: Eukaryota; Metazoa; Chordata; Actinopteri; Salmoniformes; Salmonidae. Gene Ontology annotation, biological process: regulation of cell shape. The coding region runs from base 412 to 1707 and encodes 431 amino acids. Gene Ontology annotation, cellular component: membrane.